ACGCUAACCAAGUCCUUGGGAACGUACAGUGUUGUGUCAACGUACAUGCCGGCAUUGGCGGACGAAAUUGAGCUCGGGCAUGGUGACUCGGUGACGAUUCUGCAAGAGUACGAUGACGGUUGGUGCCUGGGUGUCAAUAACACGAGAAACGGCAUCCAAGGCGUCUUUCCAAGACAUUGCCUAGAG
Messenger RNA from Gamsiella multidivaricata, 186 nucleotides. RefSeq lists its product as uncharacterized. Gene Ontology annotation, molecular function: protein binding. NCBI's taxonomy places the organism in Eukaryota, Fungi, Mortierellomycota, Mortierellomycetes, Mortierellales, Mortierellaceae. The transcript has a single exon. The annotation marks the transcript as partial. The record is from RefSeq and is a predicted model, not a curated record.